Triticum urartu is the source of this 3633-nucleotide messenger RNA. Lineage: Eukaryota; Viridiplantae; Streptophyta; Magnoliopsida; Poales; Poaceae. The record is from RefSeq and is a predicted model, not a curated record.
UAUGAGACUGGAGAUUGAUCAAGAAGUCUCUUCAACAUAAACUGUAUUCGGAUUUUGGUGCUCUUUGGCUGCAGCAGAGCGAGCUGAACGGCUGUCGCCACGGGGCUGGGGCCUGGGGGCAUGCGCUUGUGCAGUGUGUAUGCUCACAUCCUCUGUUUUCUCAUGACCUAGGGCCUCUCUAUUCCUCAACUGAGAUACAUGUGUUGAUUGGAUCAUGCUAUGUAACAAAGCUGAUCAUGGAGAUGUAAUCAAUCACAUUGAACUCAAACGUGUUGGAAUAUUGACUUCUGGGUGAGAGAGUUGCAGGGGAUUCAUGGAAUGCCAGGUCUGAUAGUAUAUAUGCAUGUUUCGGUCUGCAAUGAUAUCUGAGAAGAAAUAACGCUGAAACUAACUGGUGCUUUGUAGCGUUAAACACUCCAUUUUCAUCUGCAACUCGGCACAUCACCAAAAUAGUACUCCCUCCAUCCCAUAAUAUAAGACAUUAUUACCUCAUUUGAUUUUCUCUGCUGCCAUCACCUAGCAAUCUUUUAGAUGACAUUAUAUAGACAUUACAUCGACUCGGAGGAUCAGAAAUGAACAGAAUGCUGUCGACAGUCACAUGAAGUAGUUGCCUCUGCUUGUCAGUUUCAAAUUCAAAUUUGGGUCUUUGUUUGGUCACAAGAUCCAUAUGUCAUAUUAGUAUGUACAAUCUCAUGUUGCUAACUGACUACUUCUUGUGCAUUCUGUGACCCGUUCGUACUAUAGUUCUAUAUGUUGCUCAUGCUUUAGGUGUUCAUCAAACUUGGAGUUAGAACAUCAGCUUAAUUGAACACAUUGAUAUGAAUUUAUUUUCUGCCUACACAAAAAAAGACAAGUGUAAUACAUAAUUCACAUUACGUUUUGGUUCAUCAAAUUGAUAACUACACACACUCGUACAUUGUGAAAGGUUGUAAAUUCGUUGGUUCUGACACAUGUGCAAAGGUCAUGUUCAUUUUGUGUUGUUAGUGAAAUAUUUAUUUCGUUUUCUUACCAGGAGUGUUAUGUGAGAGAAUUCCCUAUUAGAGCCUUUUCAAAAAUGCGCUUCCUUAUUUGGCCAAAAUACGAAUUUCUUCCCAUUGUGACACUACCUCCAAAAUUGAUGCCCGAUUUGGCAUCUCCGGCCAGUCCGUUGUCAUGCUCUGUCGAAAGCCUGUAAGUUUUUUGUUGCUUGGACAAAACUAUCCAUAGUUAUUAUACGGAGCAUCCAGUCCGUCAGUGUUUUUGCACUACUGUCCAGUUCAAUUUGGCACUUUUGUCCAGCCCGUCAGUUCUUUUUGUCAUCAUGGAGCAUCCGCAGAAAAACAAGGGCGGCUUGCUGGGCUGUGGGCUGUGGCAUGUGUAGCGAUAUGGUCGUGAGCGAUGACCUAUAUCGCGUCGCGGCCACACAUGCAUGGUGUGCCCAUGUGCAUUGGUGACCGGCAUGUGCUCACGACAUGCGUCCAUCGUUUAUGGAUCGACCGCCUAGUAGGCGCCUCGAGAGUUACCUGACGGUGUCCAUGAAGUACCGGUUCUCCGGCGACAGAGCGCGUGCACCUUGCUGGGGCUGCUAGGGCCAGGUCUUCAUGGACAGCGUCUCAUUGAACACCUGACAUGCGCCUCUUCACUUUGACAUCCACAACAGCUUUGCGUUGCGGGUCUUCGAGCAACGCAUCGAGGCAUGCCUCGACGUCGUCAAGCUCAUCAUGUCCAAAGAGUGAGGGAAGUUCUAAGAGAGAUAAGAGAGAGUGUCCUGGCUAAGGGGCCACUUACCACGUCAACUCCUGGUGAUCGGUCCGGUUGAGGACUCCUUGUCGGUUUCGUCCUGGCCGCAUCGGACAGCCCAUAGUGCAUACAAGGAAGAUUCAGAAGACAUGCGUACAUGAUAAGACAUUGGAUUCGUGGAGGGAUCUACCUCCUCAUGUGUAGGCAACUAGGAUCUUGUACCCUAGAACACCCAGUAUCCUAUAUUAAUCGACGGGCCAUGCUGGUAGACACAAUUUAUGAUAUCUUGGUAGUUUAUCUGUACUCUGUCCAUAGUCCAACGGGAAUAAACACAUGCAGGACUUAGGGUAUUAUCCCUUCAGAAAGCUUGAACUUGGGUAAAAUGUGUCUUUGUUACCGUCAUUCCUAGAUGCCUAGUUUAGGAUCUCCUACCAGGAAGUCUGCCAGAUCUAGCUCCGUCAAUAAGUGUUUCAUUUUAGGGAUAAUCAUAUAUUUUAAAGUAGCACUCAACAACGAAAUGGAUGGAAACGUCAAAUAGGGCAUAAAAAUUUGAGAUUGUCUUAAAUAGCAAAGAAAAUAUUGUUUAGGGUCCCACUAAGGAAAUAUAUUUUUCAGAAGGGCCAAAGAAGGAAUUCUCUCAUCUCCUGCAGAGUUAGACCUUGCAAAAGAACCAUCUUAGUCAAUUUCUCCCCUUUCUAUCGUCUCCUCCGCUCCCCUUCGCCGCCGCCGCCAACAUAAAUCUACAAUUUAUCUUGUUCCUGCAAGGGAGCAACAACCAAGAUGCCGACGACCAUGGCCAAGGCCGCAAGGGCAGGAGCGGCGCCUCUUCGCCAUAACGGCAGCCUUCCGGAGGAGAUUGUCGUCUGGGAGAUCCUAGUUCGCCUCGACCCCAAAUCCCUCCUCCAUUGCCGCACCGUCCGUCGGACAUGGCGCCAUGCCACCUCCACCCGUGCCUUCCUGCUUGCCCACCAUGCCCACCAGCCAGCCCUCCCCAUCGCGUUAGACGAAGAAUACAUCCUCACCGUUGACCGCCUUGCCGCCGCCCAGCUCCACACUGUCGCCCACCUUGACGAGGCCUUCAAUCCAGAGGCUUCCUGCGAUGGCCUUCUCAUCCUCUCCAGGUGCAACAACAUGACCGACACCAUUGAUUUCUCAGUUUGUAACCUAGCCACUCGUCAAUUUGCUCCCCUUCAACAACUACAUGAACUGGGCUUGCGGUUAUUGGGGAUGUACUCGCAUGAACCUACUGGCGAGUAUCGAUUGCUACUUGAACGCCAUAGCUACAAUGAAACGCCUGAAGACCAACUUGGCUACUAUGUCUUUGCGUUGGGCUCUCACCAGUCGCCGAAUCGGGUGGCAGGAGUCAACAUCACAAUGCUUCAGUUUACCUCUCUUGGUAUUGUGAGUGAAAGCAGCAACGUACGGCUUCAGAGUGAAAGCAAAGUGAUAAUAGUAUUCGACCCCAUAGCUGAUUCAUUCUGGCCAAUGCGUGCUCCAAUUGUUUCCACCAACUCAUAUGCCUUUGAGAUGGAUGGUACACUCGGCAUAUAUAGCCAUAACUAUACCAAAACAACUAUUGAUAUAUGGGUAUUGCAGAACUACAAAAGCGAGGUUUGGGACUUCAAGUAUCGAAUCAAAUUGCCGGUUGCAGAAAUACGGGGGAAGAAAAGGGUUGGGGGAGGGGGUUGGCCGCUAGGGUUUUCUCUUGUUUCGGGGGAUGGUGACGUGCUCUUGCUGCUCAAUUUUCGUGGGUGGCUGCUUCAAGUUGACAGUGAUGGCAAAUUGAUUGAAAGUUUCGAUUGUGGUCAUAGAGACCUGCAGAUAUAUGAAUAUCGGCUCAAACAAAGUCUUGUCCAGCAAACUUUCUUCCCGACUCUAAAAAGUUAUGCUGGUAGUGCCUCGCUUUUGAUCUGA